Molecule: messenger RNA, 2388 nt
Organism: Cololabis saira (Pacific saury)
Lineage: Eukaryota; Metazoa; Chordata; Actinopteri; Beloniformes; Belonidae
Product: homocysteine-responsive endoplasmic reticulum-resident ubiquitin-like domain member 2 protein
Exons: 9
Coding region: 282-1424 (380 amino acids)
Biological process (GO): endoplasmic reticulum unfolded protein response
Molecular function (GO): protein binding
Source: RefSeq, a predicted model, not a curated record
GAAGAAGAGCGAGGGCUGGCAGGACUUUAACUCCGACCACUGGAGAUAAACAAAGGGAUUAAACAAGUCCGAGUCGAGCUGGAAUGGACGUCGCCGUAGAGUUGGAUUAUUUUGAUUAUCCUAGUUUGUAGUGCAAGGUGGCAGGUCCAGCUGGGUCAGCAGCAGAGCUCUCUCCCAUGGCGCCAGGAGGACACUAGUGGACUGUUGCACUGGACGCAUUACAAAGAAAACGUCCUGCAGAUCUUCUUUAGUGCUUAAUCCAAGGCAUAUGUUUGUGAUUCAUGGAUCCAGCUGUUGUGGACGGUCCUGUUACUCUUGUGAUCAGAUCUCCCAACCAGAAGUACGAUGAUCAGACCAUCAACUGUUGCCAAGACUGGACCGUGGAGAAACUCAAAGCCCACCUGUCCGACGUGUAUCCAAGUAAACCCAGCUCCAAAGACCAGAGGCUGGUAUAUUCUGGAAAAUUGCUUUUGGAUCACUUUACCUUGAAAGAUGUGCUUAGGAAGCAGGAUGAGUAUCAUAUGCUCCAUCUGGUCUGCGCCUCUCGAACUCCUCCCAGCUCUCCAAAACCAGCCCGUAACCGCGGUAACAAGUCUCAGGAGAGAGCCGGUCCCACGACUCCUCAAAACUCCAGUAACUCUGGUCAAGACGGUCCGUCGUCACCAGGAGAGAACAGCGAAGGGCUCAGGCAACGAGUUGGUCCCUUUCCGUACAACCAGCCUUAUCCACAAUUUAUGCAAAACUGGACUCAGUUCUCACAGUCUGCACUUCCCACCAACAUGCCCGCUUAUUACAACCCCAUGACCUUAAUGUGGUGGCAGCAGCAGUACGCCCGCCAAUACUACAUGCAUUAUUACCUGCUGGCUGCAGCCGCUCAGAACCUGAGACCGGACCAGACCGGCUCCCCGUCCAACCCGUCCGACCCCCUGAGCCGGCGACCCCAGGGGGGUCGUCACGGCAACCCGGAGGUCCAGAUGAACGCCCAGGGGGGGGAGAUCCUGAACGAGGAGGAGCUCAACCGGGACUGGCUGGACUGGGUUUACAUAUUCUCGCGCGCGGCCAUCUUACUCAGUAUAGUCUACUUUUACUCGUCCUUCAGCCGCUUCGUCAUGGUGAUGAUGGCCAUGCUGGUGCUCUACCUGCACCAGGCCGGUUGGUUUCCCUUUAAUCUAGAAAACGAACUGCAGCUUCCUGGAGACCAAGCAAAUCAGGAUGAUCUGGAGGGAGAACUACAAAACCAGGACUUCCAUGAGAUGGAAGGAGUAAACGAGGACACGUCAGACGAGGACGGGGACAGCGGAGAGGAGGGAGUAGAGGAUCCUAACAGCGCCCCCCAGGCAGGGUUCUUCUCCUCCACCUGGUCCUUCAUCAUCACCUUCUUCAUGUCUCUCAUCCCGGAGGGGCCGCCCAACGCCGCUAACUGAGCAUCAGAACCACGCGCUGCCACGAUUCUCCCCCAGGACCGGUCCUGUCUGUGAGGAGGAGGUGAACGUCCUUCCUGCUGGAGGGAGCAGUGUUAUCCAGACCACUAGUCUGCUGUUUGAGCCAAAACACAGACGACUAUCAGAGACAAACUGUCUUUUUAUAUAUUUUUCUUGGAUUCAAAUUGUCAAAUGACAAAAAUAUUAGUUUAACUUCUAUGUACCAAUAUUAUUAGCGAUGCCUUGCAAAUGUAAAAUCAGCAGGGCGGAUUAAUCGUGAAAAAUAAUUCAGCACUACUCGUCUUUGACGGCUUGAAUCUGUUUUUUUUUUUCUUUCUCCAGAAGCAGCAAAAUGUGUUGAAAUACAAAUGCUUGAAUUGUAUAUUGUAUUUGUAACGGUGGUUCUAGUCAGACCUUUGUUAAAAACACUUUAGGACAAAAGUUGAAUACCGCAUAAAUAGUUGUGAAAAACUAGCAUUUACAUUAACUUUUGUCAGUGACUUCUGGUCUGAAAAUGGAUCGCGUGAAUCUGAACCAUCGGUGUUCCAGUGAUUUGCAUCCCAGUGUGAUGUUGCUUACAGAGAUCCUUUUUUUUUUUUCUUCAUUUUUACAAAAUUCAAACAGUACUAUAUCCUUUGCUACAGUCUGGGAGAGCUGCUUGAGAUGGACGAACAUUGAGAGGACAAUUUUUACAAACUUUAAGUGAUGCACUGCCAAUCUGCAGAGUUCAUGUAGGACGAAUGAUCCACCUGUUAACACGGAGAACCAGGAGUUAUAUCACAUUAUUAAAACUAUCCAGUGUAUCGUUGUCUUGUGAUUUUUAGACUGGUCAAUGAACCAUUCUUUUGUGCAAACAUGCUGUUGGAAGAGUUUCUAAGUUAAAAGGAAAUGAUGCAAGACUGUUAAACUGUACAGGACUGUCUCAGAAAAUUAGAAUAGUGAUUUUCUGUAAUGCAAUUACAAAAAA